Arvicola amphibius (Eurasian water vole) is the source of this 5257-nucleotide messenger RNA. RefSeq names its product kinesin family member 3A (gene Kif3a). Gene Ontology annotation, molecular function: microtubule motor activity; ATP binding; microtubule binding. NCBI's taxonomy places the organism in Eukaryota, Metazoa, Chordata, Mammalia, Rodentia, Cricetidae. The coding region runs from base 136 to 2244 and encodes 702 amino acids. The record is from RefSeq and is a predicted model, not a curated record. The transcript is spliced from 18 exons. Gene Ontology annotation, biological process: microtubule-based movement.
UCUGUCGCUGAGUGAGCCGCAGUCUCUAGAGCACCAAGGUGUUUCGGUCGCCCGCGGCCAGCCUCGCCCGCAAAACCGGUGUUGUUGGGCUGCAUCCCGAGCGGGGACGUUGGCGGAGCACGGAAAGCGGCCACCAUGCCGAUCAAUAAAUCCGAGAAGCCAGAAAGCUGCGAUAAUGUGAAGGUUGUUGUUAGGUGCCGGCCCCUCAAUGAGAGAGAGAGAUCAAUGUGCUACAGACAGGCCGUCAGCGUGGAUGAGAUGAGGGGAACCAUCACCGUCCAUAAGACCGAUUCUUCCAACGAACCUCCAAAGACAUUUACUUUUGAUACUGUUUUUGGACCAGAAAGUAAACAGCUUGAUGUGUAUAACUUAACUGCAAGACCUAUUAUUGACUCUGUUCUGGAAGGCUACAAUGGGACCAUUUUUGCGUAUGGACAGACUGGGACAGGCAAGACUUUCACCAUGGAAGGUGUCCGUGCUGUGCCAGGGCUCAGAGGAGUCAUCCCCAACUCAUUUGCUCACAUAUUUGGUCACAUUGCAAAAGCAGAGGGAGACACAAGGUUUUUGGUCCGAGUGUCAUACUUGGAGAUAUAUAAUGAAGAAGUGCGAGACCUUUUGGGCAAGGAUCAGACACAACGGUUAGAGGUUAAAGAAAGGCCUGAUGUGGGAGUGUAUAUCAAAGAUUUAUCAGCUUAUGUGGUCAAUAAUGCUGACGAUAUGGAUAGAAUCAUGACACUGGGCCACAAAAAUCGUUCUGUUGGUGCAACUAACAUGAAUGAGCACAGUUCAAGGUCCCAUGCCAUCUUUACAAUUACUAUAGAGUGUAGCGAGAAAGGUGUUGAUGGAAACAUGCAUGUCAGGAUGGGGAAACUCCAUCUUGUGGAUCUCGCUGGGUCAGAAAGACAAGCGAAAACUGGAGCCACGGGACAGCGCCUCAAGGAAGCUACAAAAAUCAACCUUUCACUCUCCACCCUGGGCAACGUCAUCUCUGCCUUGGUGGACGGGAAAAGCACGCAUGUGCCAUAUCGGAACUCUAAACUGACACGUCUUCUGCAGGAUUCCUUGGGAGGGAACUCAAAAACCAUGAUGUGUGCAAAUAUUGGGCCAGCAGAUUAUAAUUACGAUGAAACCAUCAGUACCUUGCGGUAUGCCAACCGAGCCAAGAACAUUAAAAACAAAGCGAGAAUUAACGAAGACCCUAAGGACGCUCUGCUUCGUCAGUUCCAGAAAGAGAUAGAAGAGCUGAAGAGAAAGCUUGAGGAAGGGGAAGAAGUUUCAGGCUCUGACAUCAGUGGGUCAGAGGAGGAUGAUAAUGAGGAGGGUGAACUUGGAGAAGAUGGAGAAAAAAGGAAGAAGAGAAGGGACCAAGCAGGUAAAAAGAAAGUUUCCCCAGAUAAGAUGGUGGAAAUGCAAGCGAAAAUUGAUGAGGAGAGAAAAGCAUUGGAAACAAAACUUGACAUGGAAGAAGAAGAAAGAAACAAGGCUAGAGCUGAGCUGGAGAGACGGGAGAAGGACCUUCUGAAAGCCCAACAAGAGCACCAGUCUUUGCUGGAAAAACUAUCUGCUUUGGAGAAGAAGGUCAUUGUUGGUGGUGUGGACUUGUUGGCCAAAGCUGAGGAGCAAGAGAAGCUUCUUGAGGAGUCCAAUAUGGAGCUGGAAGAGAGGAGGAAGAGAGCUGAGCAACUUCGGAAAGAACUCGAGGAGAAAGAGCAAGAACGCUUGGACAUUGAGGAAAAAUACACCAGUCUGCAAGAGGAGGCACAGGGAAAGACCAAGAAAUUAAAGAAAGUCUGGACCAUGCUGAUGGCUGCAAAGUCAGAGAUGGCUGAUCUCCAGCAAGAGCAUCAGAGGGAAAUUGAAGGCCUCCUGGAGAACAUUCGGCAGCUCAGCCGUGAGCUUCGGCUUCAGAUGCUCAUUAUUGAUAACUUCAUACCUCAGGAUUACCAGGAAAUGAUUGAAAACUAUGUCCACUGGAAUGAAGACAUAGGAGAAUGGCAGCUGAAAUGUGUGGCCUACACAGGAAAUAACAUGAGGAAACAAACCCCAGUGCCUGACAAGAAGGAGAGAGACCCUUUUGAAGUAGAUCUUUCCCACGUGUACCUCGCCUAUACAGAAGAGAGUCUGCGUCAGUCUUUGAUGAAGUUAGAAAGGCCACGGACCUCCAAGGGGAAAGCAAGGCCAAAGACUGGGAGAAGAAAGCGUUCUGCAAAGCCUGAGACCGUAAUUGAUUCUUUACUUCAGUAAAUGUUACAGAAUUAAGGUUACAAUAAAAAAAGAGUGAUAUUCUCAUUCCUGGACAGAAAUCCUUAAUUAAGACACUGAGGACACCUGUGUAAUUCACAUAAUGUAAGCUGUAAAUUAUGGAGUGAGACUGGAAGUAGUAAUUUUCCUUAUAACUUUUAGGCUCUUAAGUUUCUGUAACAUGUUAAGUGUGCAUAGGUCAUGAUUGUUGUGCCGCAAUGCUCUGUGGAAGGAAGGGCGCAGUUCUUACAGAACAUUGUGGUUGUAUGUGAAUGUGUGUCUCUUAGCUAUGUACUCAGCUAUUGUGUAUCAGAGUAGAAGAAAGUCUGUCUUGUUUGCACACAGCGCAUAGCAGAUCACCUUGUCCUGUGUCAAACGCCUGGGUGGCUCAUCUAAACAGUAACUUCUAAUACCUGACAGGCCUGUCUAAAUGCAUUCUGACUUUAUACUGAUGUUCGUUGCAUUUAGGUAUGAGAUGACUGACUUUAUGGAUCUCCUGUAGAAAAUUGUAUAAUUUGACAGCUUUGCAGGCUUGCAUUUUAAAGGUACAGUUUGAGCAUGUGCUUCAUCUGGCCACCCUCCACCAGUUUCUCUCACCCUAACUCCACCCACAUUAGCCUUUCUUGUUGUUGCUGGCUUGGUUUCCCUCCCAAAGCCAACACUGGCCAUUUACCUUUGCUCACACAUUUUUAAAGGUUUCCUUGGACAGAUGGCUUACAGACACUCUAUCGCUGCAUUUUAAGUUUUGAUGGAAAUGACUGUAUACAAAUUGAAACCAGUCUCAUUUUUCAGAAAAUGAAGCUAAACCAGAAGAAUACCUUUUAAUUUUCUUUAUAGCAUUUACAUAUAUAGAAAAUACUGUUCUGAAUUUCUUCUCUUGAUUAAUCCAGUUAGGUCUUAUUCCUCUCCAAAAAAGUUAUAUUCAAUAUAUAGUAAAAUAAGUUAUAAUAAUUUUUUUAUAAUAAAUGUUUUUACUUUUUUGGUGUCUACUUAAAAAUUUUUGAAGGUUAUAAGGUCUUGUGCUUUGGAAACCUAUCAUGCUUUCUAAGUUUGAAAUUGUGCAACCACUCCAAGCUCUUGAUUACAAAGGUUUUGAGACUUCCCAAGUUAGGAUUAACUAGGUUAGUAUGACUUAGCAAGUUCAGGUAAAUAAUGGCUUAUAUUAGAGAGCUGUGUAUAGGCUAUGACCGAGUAGAGGUACAGCCUGGUGAGGUGACGGAAAAUGUGGCCAUAUAUCUGUGGAGUCUUCCAGAAAGAGAGUGUCCUGUAUGUGCAGUGUGUGCUGAUCAUGGCCACUGUGGCAGUGUCCUCAAGGUAGUGUGUGGCCUGGGUACUGUGGCGCACUGAGCAGAGUGUGUCUCAUGAAGGCUCAUGUGAGCCAAGCGUCUUGGUGAUGUCUAAUUUCUUCAUGGUGUAAAUUUAACUGUUAGUAAUGACAGAAUCUUAAUUUAACCUGUAAGGAAAAUUAAUCUAUAUGCUUUCAUUUUAAAAGUCUGUGUUUCUAUCACUUAACAGUUUAGUUGGCCUGGAAGGAAUAUCUGCUGUGAAUUAAACUAAAACAUUAUAGAUGUUGAUUCUCUAAUAUGUGUUAAAACCUAUAACAAUAACAAAAUAACUCCAUAAAAACUGAAAAUAUUGAGAAAAUUCUCUAAAUAUCUUAGUAAUUUUGUUUGUUUGCUUGUUUGUUGUUUUGAGAUGGGAUCUCUCGGUGUUAGCCCAGGCUGGCCUGGGACUCAGGAUUCUUCUGCCUCAGCCUCCCAGGUGCUGUGAUUACAGGUGACGUCAUAACACCAAUGUGUUCAUGAAAGCGUUUGUGUUAAAGCUCUGACCAGGCGGACAUGGUUCAUUUUUUGAAAACCGUGUUAGAUUCCUGCCGGGUUGGGAGGUCGGUUUGAAGACGGGAGGACACCCACUUCUGCCACAGCAGCACUGUGACUGCUCCUCACUUCCUGUGUCUUUGUCCACAAAGGAGUAGUUUGUAUUUUCAGUGUUGAUUUCUUGAAUGGAUAGAGAUGAAGAACAAACUUGCUUAAUGUUUAAAAUAAAUGUACAGAUUUUAAAUGAGUGGGACAGACCGAUAAAUAGGGUAUUGAUGAGUAUCCUUUCCCCCCUUUAAUUUAAAAAGUAAUAUUUAUUUACUUGAAAGGAACCCUAGUAGGAAGUCAUGUUGGCUCUGACAGCCAGGCUCCCUACUCUGUCUGUUGUGAUGUUCAGGCUCUUAGCCGAGGGAAGGCUGUGCAGCCAGUGUUUGCCUGACAACAGAAUCCUUUCACAAGCUGUUUACAUUCUGGAGAAGGUGGUUUUCUAGUUUGUGUUUUUGGAAUAUCAAGGUGGUUUUGCAGGGGAAAGUGUUGCUUCAUCUGUGACAUGGUUUUAAAGUUAUGAUUACAGUUUUAACGUUUCUGUUUUCAUCUUAGGUUUAGAAUGUGUCCCGUCCUCCUUGCCCCCUUUUAAGGCGUAACACAAGGAACACCCUCUUUCCUAUAGAGCUGUGAGUUACGGGAUGGGCGACGUUUACAUUUGCACACACUGUGUCUGCCCAGUUUCUCCUCCCUCCCUUCAUUCUGAGAUAGAGGCCCAUUAGCCUAGGCUGGCCACAAACCCUCUAUGUAGCUCAGGUUGGCCUUGAACUCCUGAUCCUCCUCUACCUCCACCUCACAAUUGCUGGGAUUACAUUUAUGCACCACUACACCCCAGCCCCUCUCCCCCAUGUCUUAAUAUAUAGAAUUGUUUUCUUCUUUGUUCUCUUUCUUUUAACUACUAGAAAACACAGUUCUUCCUAGUGCCUUUGAGCUGACCCUGCAGUUUGACUAAUUAGAAUCCGUGGAAACCUGAGCAGCAUUACUGUAUUGCUGUUACCAGCCAGGACACAAACUGUAUAAUAAGUUGGCUGUGUUAAUUCAAAAACCACACUUGGGUUGUAUUUUAUGUAUAAAUUGUAUUUGUUUAAGUUGUAUAUAUCAGUGUUGUGUGCACAUGCAGCAUGAUGAGAAAUAAAAUUUCUCCCCAAUGCCUA